AAAAACGGUGGAACUUGUUUCAUGGAUGGAACGAACGUAAAAUGUUCUUGUGGAAAUCAAUUCUCCGGCGAUUUCUGUCAAAACGAACUACGACAGUGGAUUGGGGAAGUGGUGGUAACAAUACUCGUGCUUCUCUUACUGUUUGCCGUCAUCGCUCUAAUUUGGAUAAUUUUCAAGAAAAGAAACAAAUGUUUAAAGUCAACGGGAGCAACGACAAAAAGUGAACCGAAACCUUCCACUUCAAAGAAUAUCGACGCCCCCAAGCCACCACCGGGAUUUCCAGUUUAUGUUAACACAAGUUUUCAAGGGGGGGACGAUCAUGUCUAUGAACAAUGAGAUUUCCUCUGCUAUUACGAUUAUGCGUAGAUAUGUGCACAUUUCUUUAGAAAACGUAU
Ciona intestinalis (vase tunicate) is the source of this 395-nucleotide messenger RNA. NCBI's taxonomy places the organism in Eukaryota, Metazoa, Chordata, Ascidiacea, Phlebobranchia, Cionidae. The record is from RefSeq and is a predicted model, not a curated record.